Melopsittacus undulatus (budgerigar) is the source of this 2421-nucleotide messenger RNA. RefSeq names its product pseudouridine synthase 7 like (gene PUS7L). The record is from RefSeq and is a predicted model, not a curated record. The coding region runs from base 273 to 2360 and encodes 695 amino acids. Gene Ontology annotation, cellular component: nucleus. The transcript is spliced from 8 exons. NCBI's taxonomy places the organism in Eukaryota, Metazoa, Chordata, Aves, Psittaciformes, Psittaculidae. Gene Ontology annotation, molecular function: RNA binding; pseudouridine synthase activity. Gene Ontology annotation, biological process: pseudouridine synthesis.
UCGGGCCCUUAGCGAGUGGGGCAGGAGGUUGUGGCGCCCUCUGGCGGCGUGGGUGAAGGCUGCGGGUGGUGGUGCCGUUGAACCGACCGGUAGUGGCCGUUUGUGGCGGGCGGGCUGCGCUUCCUGCCCUCCUUACCUCCUUCCGCCCGCCGGCCUUUCAGGCACCCAAAACGGUAGUAGGUGGAAUUCUUUUAUCACCCCCGCCUUUCCUCGCUGUCUCCCAUUGCAGGUGUGGCCGUGUGUGUCUGUGAGCAGGGGAAGGCAGGGCAGCCAUGCUUCCGUUCUUCAGUUACGUGACUGACCACAUCGGCUUCUGUGGCACGAUCAAAAACUCGCCCAGCGAUUUCAUAGUGACAGAAAUCGAGGUGCCCCAACACUUACUGAGGGAUACUCGGGCUGAAUCGCUUCAGAAAGCCGCUGAAGAGCCGCUAGAGCAAAGUACCCCAGGCCCGCAGCAGCCCAAUGAGCUGAGCACUGAGUGCCCCGGCCUGUGUGCUGAGGGCUGUCCUGCUGCCGUGCCCAGUCCUUCGGAGCAGGACACAAGCAGGGUUGGAGGCGGCUGUUCAGCAUCCCCUAACAAAAAACAGCGCAAGGGUGAACCUGAACUGAAACCGGACCUUGGGGAAGGCCAUAUACUGGAUUCCUUACUAGGGAAGUCCAUGAGUGAGCGGCUUCAUCAGUUCGUCUGUGGUCUGAAAGACACAUGGGACCUGGACAGGGAUGCCGGGGGUGGCGCUGGAGAGUUCUCGCUGGGACCUGUACUGGACAAGAGAAGUCGAGCUAGCCUACACAGUGCUGUCAGGCAGAAAUUCCCCUUUCUGGUCACUGUUACGAAAGGCAAUGAAAUGAUUGUGAAAGGCAAUGGAGAUUACAGAGAGCUUUGUCAGCUCGUGACUGAAAAGGAAACAAGUGAUUUCUUUAAGUUUUUAGAUGCAAAGCUAGAAAAUUCUACAUUUUCUUUCGAGCCUGAUGGGGACAAAGAGCACAGAAAAGUAGUUCACCACUUUAUCAAUAGAAAGUUUGGAAAGCUUUUAGAAACAAAGUCUUUUACCGUGUCAGAUGUCAAUGAUCAGCCAAGUAUGUCAAUAAUGGUUCGUUUUCGAGAAAAAGGUUGGUCCAGAAAAAGGUCUGCUGGUGGCUUCAAGGAAAAACAAGAUCUUUAUACAGCUUUCACCCUUCAGAAAGAAAACCUAGAAACACUGGAAGCAAUCAGCUUCUUGGCUGCUGAACUUGGUGUUCUUCCUUCAGACUUCAGUUAUACUGGCAUCAAAGAUAAGAAGGCGAUUACUUACCAACCUAUGGUUGUGAAGAAGGUGACACCUGAGAGGUUGAAAGAAAUUGGAAGCAAAAUGGAAAAAAAGGGUAUCAGAAUACACAAUGUACAUUCAGCAUGCCAGCACCUGAGACUUGGUCAGCUGAAGGGCAAUCACUUUGAAAUAGUUGUGAGAGAUCUUAAACAUCACAGUCAUGACUCUUCUGCGGAUUGGAAAAUGAGAAUAUCUGAAGCAAUGGAAAAUGUUAAGACAAAAGGUUUUGUAAAUUACUACGGACCUCAGCGAUUUGGACAAGGACAAAAUGUUCAGACAGAUCAAAUAGGAUUGGCUUUACUGAAUGAAAAAAUGGUGAAAGCUAUGAAGUUAUUCUUUACACCCGAAGAUACUGAUGACCCUGUAAACAACGCAAAAAGAUACUUUCUUCGAACUGAAGAUGCAAAGGGUGCACUUGUGAUGCUGCCAGAAUUUAAAGUGAGAGAGAAGAUGUUGCUACGAGCUUUACAUCGCUAUGGUGUAAAUCAUGAAGGCUGUACCAAAGGAUGGCUCAACAUUCCUCAUUCCAUGCGCAUAUUCUAUGUCCAUGCUUAUUGCAGUAAAAUUUGGAAUGAAGCAGCUUCAUAUAGGCUGAAGAUUUAUGGUUCGAAAGUUGUUGAGGGUGAUCUUGUUUUCUCAGAAGAAAAUGAUGAAAGCAUUUCCCUGCAUGACAAGGUGCAUGUAGUGACUGCUGCAGAAGAAUCAGCCAACAAAUACUCUAUAAACCAAGUGGUUCUUCCAGUGGUGGGACAUAGUAUCAAGUAUCCCAGUAAUAAAGUUGGGCAAUGGUACCAUGAAAGGCUUUCUGAGGAUGAGCUGCAGAUGUGCAAAUUCAGAGUGUCUCCACUACAGCUGAAUAUACCUGGAUGCUACAGACCCAUUUUGAAAAAUGUUCAGAAUUUGUCAUAUUUUUUUGAAGUCAAUGAAAAAGGAAUCAAAAUUGAAGACAACCAUCUGAAUGAAUCAAAAGUCUCUCUUCAUAUAUCGUUUGACCUCGAUCCUUCAUGUUAUGCAACAGUUUGUUUAAGAGAAAUAAUGAAAUGUGACUUUUAAGAUUGCAGUUAAUGAAAAACUGUACGAAUAUAAUACAAUGGUGAUAUGUUAUGUAUAACGC